AUGGCAUGGACUGACAACCUCAUCAGCAAGCCAAGCAGAGCGUGCGAGCCGGCCUCGUUCUCGGAGGCGACGCUCGCCUCAUGGGUCGAGCGGCACGCCGGCGCGCCCGCGCGUCAGCGGCGGUGGCGGCGUGACCUGCUCGUGAGCGACACUGACUGCAGCCUGCAGAAUCUCUGCGACCCGUGGGCCCGGCCGCGCGUCUGCUUCCACAACACCGACAUCUGCGACGGCGUCGCCGACUGCGGCUCGGGACGCGAUGAGCUGCACUGCGAAGACUGCCUGUGCCCGUACCGCAAGACCAGCGGCGUCACCAUGGACGUGCCUGCAAGCGCACAGGAUUACUGGGCCGGGGUCAACCUGCGAGCAUGCGCGCGCACCUGCAACGACGCCGUGUUAGGCUGCGUGGCAUUCAGCUUCAAUGCAUUGAAGAACGGCGCUGAUCGCUGCCGGCUGUUCUUCCGGUCUGGUCGGCUGCUGGCAAGGGAGGGUUACGAGUUGUAUGCGCGCGAGAAGCCGUCGAUGCCGCGCCUGCUGACGUCACCGCCGGGCAACAGCUCAGUUCCGACUAAUGUAGGCUUGAAACCAUUUGGGUGCCCCAACCAAGACAUGGUCGCCUGCAAGGCCGGCUGUAUCCCACUUAGCCAGGUGUGUGACGGCGUAGUACAGUGCACGAGCUUCAAUGAGGAACGUAUCUGCAAUUUGGCCUUGGGCAUAUACCAGAGACAGCCGGGCCACUCGCUGACCCUGUACUCAGUCCCGUUUUCGGGCGUCAGCCUCGCCACCUGCGCUUUCUACUGCAUGCGGCACUUCGAGGGGCAUCCCAAGUGCAGGUUCUUUGCCUACCACCAGGGCUCCGGUGAGUGUCUCAUCGGCUGCAGCUCGUGCGACGGCGCCGCUGGCGUCGUCGAAGACCCCAGCAGCGACUACUACUCGUUUUCUGUGGGCGGUGCGGCGGCCGCCUUAAAAGCCGCAAAAGAUGCCAUCAUCACUGCCAAACCCAACUCCGGUUCCCACGAGUUGAUACCCGACGUGCAGAACCGCGUGCUGUUGUCGAGCGGCGUGACCAACCGCGUGGUGUCCGGCCACCGUGCCUCCUACGGCACCUACCCGUGGCAGGCACAGAUCGAGGCGUACAACGAGGCCGGCUACUUCGAGCACCACUGCGGUGGCGUGCUGAUCGGCUCACGCCACGUGUUGACGGCCGCGCACUGCAUCUCGCGUGCCCUCUCCGCGCUGCAGGUCAAGGUGGGCCAGCACGACCGCAUGGAUGCCUCCGAGCCGCACGAACAGACAUUCGCCAUCGAGAACGUGCUCUCACACCCCGAGUAUCGCGCCACCGCGCACAACGGCUAUGCCAACGACCUGGCAGUGGUUAAGCUACGUGUGCGCCAGGGCCGGCCGGUAGCGUUCAGCGACCACGUGCAACCGCUGUGCCUGCCGGCGGCCGACGCGCCGCUGCAAACCGGCCAACCGUGUGAGAUCUCCGGUUGGGGCAAGACAAACCCGCUGCUGCCGAACACGGUGGCCUCGGCGGCGCGCGAGCUGCACGGCGGCGAGGUGCCGCUCGUCUCCGACGCGUUCUGCGGCGCGCAGGAGGUGUACGGCGCACGCUUCGUGGCCGGCCGCAUGGUGUGUGCCGGUCACGUGGCGGGUGGCACGGACACCUGUCAAGGCGACUCAGGCGGUCCGCUGGCCUGCCGCAGCGACGACGGCCGCUGGCUGCUCACCGGUGUCGCGUCGACCGGCACUGGCUGUGGCAGCGAGCUCAAUCCCGGCGUCUACACGAGGGUCGGCUUCUACGUGCCCUGGAUCCGGCGCGUGGUGCAGCUGCUCUGA
Pollicipes pollicipes is the source of this 1836-nucleotide messenger RNA. RefSeq names its product transmembrane protease serine 2. The record is from RefSeq and is a predicted model, not a curated record. Gene Ontology annotation, molecular function: protein binding; serine-type endopeptidase activity. The transcript has 3 exons. Lineage: Eukaryota; Metazoa; Arthropoda; Thecostraca; Pollicipedomorpha; Pollicipedidae. Gene Ontology annotation, biological process: proteolysis. The coding region runs from base 1 to 1836 and encodes 611 amino acids.